AUGCCGCCUCAAGUUAAUAUUUCACCGAAAGUUAAUACUUCUUCAAGCAAUAAUAUCGAAAACAACGUAGCCUACCAAGUAAAUAUUAAUACGCCGGAGAGUACGGAAGAGAUUCCAUCACCUUCGUUUGAGAGAAAUUAUUCACGUUUAAAACCACAAAAAGUGCCUAGUUUUGACGGGGACAAAAUUAAAUUUGAAGAUUUCUGGUUAUUGUUUGAGAGCUUGGUUGAUUGUUGUAAAGAACCGGUAAAUAUUAAGAUGGCUCGACUGCGUCAGAGCCUGUCCGGUGAAGCCUUGGUAGCUAUCAGGGGACUGGGCGUGUCCAGUCUUGAAUAUGAAGAAGCGAAAAGUAUUUUAAAAACAAAAUUCGGUGGACAGAGACGGCAAUUACGUGCAUAUUUAUUUCAGUUAGAAAGUUUGCCUCAAAUUAAACCGAGGGACACAAAGGAUUUUGAACGCUUUGCUGAUUUAGUUCGUGUGACAGUAGUGAAGUUAAAGGCAGAAAACCGUCAGGGAGAGUUAGGCAAUGGUUCCCUGCAUAGCUUACUCGUGAAAAAGCUGUCAGAUAGACACCUUGAAAUGUAUAGUAGGUGGCUUGGAGAAGGUAGUCGUGAACAAUCAGUGACUAGUCUCAGUGACUGGCUCAAGGAGAAAGCGAAGAUUCGUGUAGAAGCGAUGGAGAUGGGUCAUGGGGUUCGACAUGAUCCUAAUAUUGGUGAUUCGCGACAGUCACAGGAACGGAAUAGAUACAGAAAGUCGUAUACAGUGUACUCCAAGCAGGAAGAUGACCCACCAGGGGUAUCAAGAGUGAAACCGUGUUCGGGGUGUGGUGCGAGCGACCAUAAAGUUUGGAAAUGUAGAGUGUUUCGUAGUACUAAUGUUGACGAGCGUUGGAGAAUUGCAAAAGAGAGACGGUUGCGUUUCCGUUGCCUUGGUAGCGAUCAUCAAGGCAAGGACUGCAGAAGAUCUUAA
Messenger RNA from Paramuricea clavata, 972 nucleotides. Lineage: Eukaryota; Metazoa; Cnidaria; Anthozoa; Malacalcyonacea; Plexauridae. The record is from the annotation of a GenBank genome assembly.